AUGACGUCAGACAUCACAUUCCUCACGCGGCAAAAUUUUGUCGAGAUGUUUCCCGCAUUUUUGCGGGACCUGCAUGAGGCAGACUACACCGCCGUCGACCUCGAGUUCACCGGCAUCGACCGCGAGUCGGCUGCCCACUUUCUCAGGCUGCCGGAGGAGGCUUUCCUGCGCAAGAUGGCGGCAGCGCGUCAAUUCUGCCCGAUGCAGAUUGGAUUCAGCAUGUUCCGCGGCGACACCGAGCAGGCGAGCAGCACCGCUGCGAAUGCGCCGUGCGCCGAUGCCGCGCCUCAAACCUACCGCGACGUUAUGGUCUCCGAGGCAAAGGCCUUUUAUCCCACUGGAUUGCGGGGGCCGAUGCUCAAGGCGAUGUUGGAGAGUUGGGCUUCCAAGGGCCAUGUGGCGCCCAGUGACGUGGAGCAGCUCAAUAAGGCACGGCGCGAGGCGGAGCUUGCGCUCAAGGGCUCUUCAGAUUCCGCCCCCGUGUACGAGCAGUUGACCGAGCUCCGCACGCUAAGUGAGAUCGAUGCCGUCCUUCAAAUUGCUGAGCGGUGGAAGGGCUACGCCGAGGCGAAGAGGCGGCACGUGAGGGUGCGGAACUACUCCUGCUAUUUGCUGCCAGCCCCGGAGAAGGGCGAUGGCGACAGAACAGUGACUCUCUCCUCUGAAACCGUAAUGUUCUUGAUGAAGAACACCAUGGACCUCAACAAGUGGAUGUCGGAGAGCCUCUUUUUCGUGUCUUUCGAGGAGUACCUUAAGGUGCAGCUGGCGGUGAUGCACGGCGUGGAAGCCGCUGACCACGCACGCGCGGUGGACGAGAGACUGGAGGCCCUAAGACAAUGGAUAAAUGCAUUUCCGCUUCCGGAGGCAAAAAACCAGCUUUGGUCAGAGUACAAUAGAAUACGAUCCUUUGCGUGCAAUGCUGCCGUGGGGGAGUCGAUGGAGGCGAACUUUCCAUUCUUAAAGCCACCUCUGUUUGCCGAACUUGGAAAUUGCAUGGGGCUGCUUGGACUGCGCUUCGUGCGGAAGACGAUUACUAAGGUCUCGUCAUUCGAUGAUCUGGAUCUGCCAAUUGCGAAGGAUCCGAACUACUUUGGCACACGUCUGCUGGAGGCCCUGGUGGCGGCGACGCAGGGCCGCAAGAUGCCCCUGGUGCUACACAACGGCCUUUCAGAUUUGACGUUUCUCUUUAGCGCUAUGCGGCAGGUCAUACCACAGACGCUGCCCGAGUUUAAACGCUUUGUUCGGGAGAUCUUUCCUGUGUUCUACGACACUCGAACGCUGACGUGUGCGCCAUCGUUGCAGAAAUUCGGCGUGCUAACGGGCGCGCUCAAGAAAACCUACCUGGCGCUUCUAAAGAGGAACGAGCGGGUGCAGAUUCACUCCGAACUUUCUUUCGAGGCGGUGACGGAGUGCACGAUGAAGGAGCACGAUGCCGUGUUUGAUGCGUUCAUGACAGGAUCCCUUUUUCUCUUUGUGCAGGAGGAACUCGCGCGGGUGGGCGCGGACUUUCGAAGGCUGCGCGGCGUGACCCCCAUCCACGGCUGCGUCUUCAGCGUGAAUUUUUUGGAUGACGCCGCCGAUUGCAUUCUGCAUCCCCCCUCCGCUCCCAUGUUUUUGAUCCAGCACCCCCCCAAGAUGAGCCUGAAACUGGAGGGACUGCGGAGCAAACUACUGCAUGAGGUGGAGAGCGUUGCAUUCCUGAUCAACGGGGACCACUGCCUCGUAAAAAUUUGUGACGUGGGGUGCGACAGCGCCAAGAGGCAACAAGUUUCCUUCCUCGUCCAGCAGUGGUGUGAAGGCCUCGGGAUGGGGUUCACGCCCCUUGAUGUGGACUCGCGCGUUCGCGCCCACGGCCUGACUUACCUGAGAGAAAAGGCCUCGUAG
Messenger RNA from Trypanosoma conorhini, 1884 nucleotides. RefSeq names its product putative ribonuclease. Gene Ontology annotation, molecular function: RNA binding; 3'-5'-RNA exonuclease activity. The record is from RefSeq and is a predicted model, not a curated record. NCBI's taxonomy places the organism in Eukaryota, Euglenozoa, Kinetoplastea, Trypanosomatida, Trypanosomatidae. Gene Ontology annotation, cellular component: cytoplasm. The coding region runs from base 1 to 1884 and encodes 627 amino acids. The transcript has a single exon.